UGAAAUUUCAGUUCUCAGAUGGAUUAUCUUCCACAAAAUUCCAAAUUUUAUCUUCUUCUCCUGUUUUUCUUUCUUCAAUUAUUAUUCUCCUUCAUUCUUUCCUCCGCCUUCUCUCCAGUAGACAAUUAUCUCAUUGAUUGCGGAUCCAACGGUGAUCUUACCGUCGACGUUGAUAACCGGCAGUUCGUUGGUGACUACUCCAAGCUCGGAUUGGUUUUCUUGCUUGUUACUCGAAGCAUUUCUCUCGAAGAUCAAAGCCCCUCUUUGGGUUCUUCCUCCCCUCUUUACCACACGGCUAGGGUUUUCACGAAACCCUCCACUUACGAGUUCGAGAUCAAGCAGAAGGGCAAUCAUUUGGUACGUAUCCAUUUCCGUACUUUGUCUUCGACCAGCUUCAAUCUCUCCAACGCUCUCUUCCAUGUCUCCGCCAAUCAAUUCUUGCUUUUGAGCGACUUCACCGGCCAUAGUCCGGCCGGGAACCCUAUUUUGAAGGAAUAUCUCAUCUGGGUCGAUAGUGAAAAACUUGUGAUUUCAUUCAUACCUUCCUCCGAUUCUUCGCUUGCCUUUGUUAAUGCCAUCGAAGUUAUUUCUGCACCCGGGGAUCUCAUUGCCGACACCGCUCGAUUGGUAAAACCUCAGGGAAUUGACGAUUACACUGGGCUGACCAAGCAGGCGCUGGAGACUGUUUACAGGAUCAAUGUUGGGGGUCCUAAAGUGACCCCUUUUAAUGAUUCCUUGUGGAGAACUUGGACUCCUGAUGUUGAGUUCUUGCAUUUGAAUGCCGCUUCAAAGACCGUUUACACCAGCGGCCGGAUUAAAUACCUCCCUGGAGGGGCAAGUCGUGAGGUUGCUCCCGACAGCGUUUAUAACACUGCGCGAGUUAUGAAUGAUGCUAAUGUUCCCAAACCUAAUUUUAAUAUUACUUGGAACUUCCCGGUGACUUCCGGCUAUCGCUACCUUGUUCGGAUGCAUUUCUGUGACAUUGCCAGUAUGUCCCUUAAUCUGCUUUACUUUGAUGUCUACAUCAAUGGGUAUUUGGCAUACAAAGAUUUGGAUCUCUCAGAGCUUACAGGCCAAGUGCUCGCCGCUCCUUACUACGUGGAUUUCGUUGUGGACACAGCUAAUUCGCAGUCUUUAAGCAUUAGCAUAGGCCCUUCGAGUUUGAGCAAUCCCUCUAGAGUCAAUGCAAUUCUGAAUGGGGUGGAGAUCAUGAAGUUGAACAAUUCUAUGGGUAGUCUGGAUGGAGAGCUCUCUUUGGGUCCUAUUAUGCAGAGUUUACCUAGAGAAAAAACCAGUGGUUUUAUGCCUUCAGUCAUUGGGAUAAGCUUGAUGAUUGCUAUUGCUGGUGUUGUGUACAGGAGAAGGACUGAGGUCAGAGACUAUGUGGCAUGGUCACCUUUGCCUGUGGAUGCUUCAGAACGCAAUUCAAAUUCAAAUUAUAGAUGCUAACUGUUUCCAAGCAAUUUAAAUCCUUCUAAAUGAUUGGUGAUUGUUUUCUUGGUAUGUAACAAUGUAUCUUACUUGGGGCAUUUGUAGCAAUGAUGCUAGUUUCUCCAUGACAUGGUAUGUUAGAAUCGUCCAGAUGAGUUUGUAACUGCAUGUAGAGUAUUACUUUUAGAGUUCAAUCCGAAAAUUGUAUCAGCUUUUGGUUGAUGUGGUUUGUAUUCCAUGAGUGGUCCUGUUUGAGAGUGUAAUGCUGCAUAUUAAGUCAGUUAUUCAUAAAAUCUAUACCCAGUCAAAUCACUUGGAAGUGGAAAUAUAAGUCAAAUGGAUUGUCCUUUCUAUAUUGCUAUGAACACUUUACCUCAGAUUUGAUAACAUCCAAUUGUGAUGCUCCUUUCCUCUUUCUCCCACAUCAAGCCUUGUAUAA
Molecule: messenger RNA, 1870 nt
Organism: Telopea speciosissima
Lineage: Eukaryota; Viridiplantae; Streptophyta; Magnoliopsida; Proteales; Proteaceae
Product: probable receptor-like protein kinase At5g24010
Exons: 1
Coding region: 19-1449 (476 amino acids)
Molecular function (GO): protein kinase activity
Source: RefSeq, a predicted model, not a curated record